AUGGCGCCUCCGAGAUCCACUCGCCCGGUUCGAUCGAAUCGCACUCAAGUGCAGUCCUAUCACGAGGAAAGCUCUUCGCACGAUGAAGGACGUGCGACAUCACGCCGGCAGUCAUUGUCUCUCCGUUCGCGCACAACUCGAAUGCCACCGUCCUAUCGUGAAGAGUCGACGGAUGGCUUCGAUGAGAUUGAUGAACCUGAUGGCCAGGAGAUAGGUGCUGUAUUAGUGGCACCCGCCGCGGAACCAAUGGCUCCAGGGCCAGUGUCUAAUCAUCCACCCUCUCGGCCUCAACGCGCAACUCCAAAGCCCAAACCGGCCAAGAAAACUGGGAAACGGAAUCGUGGUCAGGUGGGCAAGCCCUUGAGCAAGCGCAUCAAAACAGAUGCAAAUGAUGCGAUGUUUUUGGGGUCGGGCAUUGUACCUCCUUGGCAAACCCUUCCCUACCAUAUUCUUCUCGAUAUAUUCUUGCGCGCGUCUCAUCCACUGCUCGACGAAGGCCGUUCCUCUCGCAAUGAUUCCGUUAAGUGGCUAGUGAACAUGGCUCUCCUAUGCCGAAGCUUUCAUGAGCCUGCGCUUGCUGCGCUCUAUUACUCUCCUCCAUUGAUACCUCCCUACAAGGCCCAUACUCUGCUCAACCUCCUUUCUCAUCCCCAAGAGUCACUGUCCAUGAACUACUCUAGUAAGAUCAAGGAACUGCAUGUCGAGGUGGAACCAGUUCUUCAGUACAAAAGUGGACCCACACUCGGCUACUUCGACCUUGCCAGCUUGCUUGAGAGGACGCCUCAACUGCAUGUUCUGCGACUAUAUCACCGGGACGACUUUACCGUGGGAAUGCCUCCUUGGCAUAUUGGUGCGUCAAAAUGGACCUAUCCUGAAACUAUCUUUGCGGUCCUCCACCGUGGGAUUCUUCUCCGUGGCUUCGAAUGGAACUCUCGCUUCUUGGAAACAGGCGAACUGCUCCAAUUCAUGAGUUCACAGCAUAUGAAACCAGCCUUCAGGGGAUUGAGGGAGCUCAAACUUCUUCACAUUGAUGAUUUUGAUAUGGAAGAGACACCUUCUCCCAAAGCAGCAGCCCUCAUCAAAGCCGUCAACUUGCUUCCAGAGAUUGAAAAACUGGAAUUUGUCGAAAGCUCUUUGAUCAACGGAGAAACGCUGACAAAGCUGCCUACUACCCUUCGCUCUCUCACCCUGAACAACUGUGAUCGGAUGUGGUCGGAAGAUAUUGCAGCAUUUCUUUCCUCGCAUGGCGCAAAUCUUCGAGAACUCAGCCUGAGCCAUAAUCGUCAUCUCAGCAUGUCUUUCGUUCAGAACUUAGCACAAUUAUGCCCAAGUCUUGAAUUGUUCAAGAUGGAUCUCUCGAUGCAUGACGUGUCUAGUUACCAUGAUGUCGAGCCACAUUUCCAAGAAUUACUUGCACAAUCCGAAGUGCCCACCUGGCCAGAAACACUUCAGGAAAUCGACCUCACUCAAUUGCGCAAAUGGAACGAUGCAACUGCCGAGGUGUUCUUUAUGUCCCUGAUGAAUGCCGCACCUAAGCUCCGUUCCUUGCGCCGACUGGCUAUAAGUGCAAUUCUGAAGAUUGGAUGGCGUGACCGCGCAACUUUCCGCGAGAGAUGGAUUGGCCAGCUUGAGAAAACCUUCCUCCGUCGGAGUGCACCACCAGACCCUAAUCUCCGCUCUCUUCGCAGGCGACCACUCCAGCCCACUGUAGCAAGCGUGAAUUACUACGCAGAGGCUGGGGAAUCAUCUGAUUCACGUCCGGGUACAUCAGAAAGUGGAGCCUCGUCCAAACGCCAGAGUGUUCGUUUGGCGCAGAAGACCACAGAAGUUGAAGACGACAGUGGUGAGCCGAUACCGGAGUCGCAGGGGAUGUGCGACACUGUCAGCAUUCGCAUUGAUAACCAGCGUCCCACCGAACUGCAGUAUAACGAGAACGACUUCCUCGACGAUGAGCUGAGUGGCGACGAGGAUUGGACUGGUGAUGACUUUGAACCUGCCGCUGGACAUGCGUGGUGA
Molecule: messenger RNA, 2016 nt
Organism: Penicillium antarcticum
Lineage: Eukaryota; Fungi; Ascomycota; Eurotiomycetes; Eurotiales; Aspergillaceae
Exons: 1
Coding region: 1-2016 (671 amino acids)
Source: RefSeq, a predicted model, not a curated record